GCGCAGUUUCAAAAGUAACGCUACGUCUACAGCAGCAUUCUUGGUGUCGGCAGUUAAACCAUAAUUUUCUAGUGUCGAUUCCAAGAUUGUUUUAAUUUAAGAAUUGUGUUGUUUCUAACUGUUCAGUCUUCAGUUGUAGGAAUGGGAGGUCUAUCGACCUAUAUUAAUCCUUGCAGUUAGUAACACUGUGGAGGUCUUCAAGCUGACUUAGACGAUUUAGUUAGAUGGGCUCGAGAGUGGGGCUUAGAAAUCAAUGUUAGGAAAAGUGUGCUAAUGCACAUCGGUUAUGGUAAUAGUUACCGUUAUACUAUUGAGGGUAAACCUCUUCUAUGCGUUCAAGAGCAUAAAGACUUAGGAGUAGUAUUAAGUCAUGAUUUAAAAGCAACUACGCAUUGCAAAGCAGCCGCUGUCAAAGGUUUUCGUGCGUUAUGAUCACUUUACCGAGCGUUCAAAUCUUUUGACGAGGGAACGUUCCGAAUUUUAUAUCCCAUAUAUGUUAGACCACAUUUAAAGUACUGUAUCCAAGCAGCUAGCCCAUGUCUGGUAAAGGAUACUAACUCCCUUAAGCGUGUCCAGCGUGUGGGAACGAAAUUAGUAAAGGGUCUUUCUAGACUCCCUUACGACGAGGGUUUAAAACGCCCAAAUUUUUUCCCAUUGUCUUAAUUUUAGUGAGGAUUGACAUUUUCCCUCGUUUAUACCGUCUUUUUGGAGAGCGAAUAUUUGUUUAUUAUAAAAUAUGUAUGGUUAUCUGACAAAAGUUAUAUCUCUUGUAAUCUUUCGUUAGGCUAGCCAUGUAUUUCUUCAGUCAAAGCUACAUUACCUGGCAAGAAAUUAUUAGGCAGUUGGUAUAUAGUUUAUUGGCUAGUAAAGGAUUUUUUAAUGAUCUCUUAAUAUCAUUCAUGUAAUGCCUUGUGUCAGAUUUAAUCAUUGUAUAUGUAAUCUGGUUCACAACCCCAUAAGGUAAUAAGGCGUUAAUGCAGCCCAGUUUUAUUUUGCAUGGGGUCACGUGUUUAAACUGGCGAGUCAAAAACCCAGCAAGAUCUCUUCAUAUUUGUUUAACUUCUAUGAUUAGUGCAGAUUACCUUAGUUUUAUACCAGAUUUUAUUAAGUGGAUUUCCUACUUCUUAUUCAGAGUUUAGUAAUUCAAACACCAUAAUGGUUGUCGAAUCAGACGACUCUGGUUUUCGCCAACUGGAAUACUUCUCUCUAGUUUCAAAAGUUUGCACAGAAUUAACAAAUCAUUUGGGUUUAGAUGACAAAGUCCUGGGUAAGUUGAUUGUUUGGAUUUUUUGAUCAUAUCAACUCUCACAGCUGAAUUUGUUAUUCAUUUGGCUAAGAAAAAUCCGACUUUUGAAAAAUUCAAAAGUGCUUUGGAAAAGAAAGGCGCAGAGUUUACGGACCCAUUAAUAGCCAGUAUUUUACGCCUAGUUGAGAAAAUGCUUCCAAAGAAGGAGAAAGUUACUAAAAAGAAGGCAUUAACAUCUUCAUCUAACAAGAAAGAUUCUGAGUUAGAUGUUGUCAAAAACAAACUAGAACUGAGAAAGCGACUUUUACCUGCCUUGUGUAUGCCAAAUGAAGAUCCAAACGACGAGCGAUUGAAUGUGGAAUCUGAAAAUGUAGAACCGUGCAGUGAUACUGAUAAAAAGGAUGGGAUUCGUAACAAAUUCGUUCAUCCUGAUGAACUGGAAGAGGAAUUCCAUAGUGAUAAUAUCAAUAAUAAAAAAGAUUGUGUAGAUGACGUCGAAGCUUUGGCUAUGAUUAAAGACUUGGAAUUAUUGUUAUCCGGUGCUAAGGAAGCAUCAUUAUCUAAGUCAAAGCCACGUGACGAAAAGAAAAGUGAGGAUAGACGUGCUCGUCGUUCACAUUCUAAAUCUCCUCAUCGUUCACGACAUUCAAAUCGAAGAGCUCAUCAAAGAAAUCCUGAUGCAUCUAGUGAUUAUCGUGGUCAUCGUAAAAAGUCCAGAUCACCUCAUGGGAAAGAAUCCAGAUCGCCGUCGCCUCACUCCUCCAGACAUCGAUCUGAGGAUCAUUCUCCAGCUAACAAAUCGUCUUAUCAUAGAGACCGACCACGAGCUGAUCAUAUUUCACCUAAAAGGUAUUCUCAUGGUUCAAGUAGUCCAAAUUACGAAAGUAAACGACUAAAAGAUCUUCCUUCAGAACCUAUUGUGGGCGAUAUCUAUCGUGGUAGAGUUACAAAUGUGCUAGCAUUUGGAGCUGUUGUUCAGUUAGAUGGACUUCGUAAGAGAUGGGAGGGUCUGGUGCAUAUUUCUCAGCUACGUCAAGAAGGUCGUGUAGCCAGUGUUGGCGAUGUUGUUAAUCGUAAUCAAAAGGUCUGGGUAAAAGUUAUCUCGUUCACAGGUACUCGAACUGGUCUUAGUAUGCGUGAGGUGGACCAAGAGACGGGUGCUGAUUUGAAUCCUUCACGCUUGCCUGAGAAGAAAUCCAAUAAUUCUAGUGAAUCGUUAGAUAAAGAUAAAAUACGUCUCGUAGAUGAAGAGGAUAUCGAUGGUGUUCGGAAUCCUGAUCGUCCUGCAGCUAACUCUGGACCAGGAUUUUUCGGUAGACGCAAAGAAAUGGGAUUUGAGGAAGACAUUGAAUCUGGUCCCAAACGAAAGGUUCAACGAAUUAGUAGUCCAGAACGCUGGGAAUUAAAACAAAUGAUGUCAGCUGGUGUAAUUGAAAAGACAGAAUUACCUGAUUUCGAUGAAGAGACUGGACUUUUACCACGUGAAGAUGAAGAAUCUGACGAAGAUAUUGAAAUCGAACUUGUUGAAGAUGAACCACCAUUUCUUAAGGGUCAUGGUCGACAUGCGAUGGAUUUGUCUCCAGUUAGAAUAGUCAAGAAUCCAGACGGAUCAUUGCAACAAGCUGCCAUGAUGAGACAAGCUCUACAAAAGGAAAGACGUGAAAUGAAACAACAAGAAAGACAAAACCAAGUAACAGCUGAACGAGAGACUGCUCCUGAACGGAUGGGUAAAGAUUGGCAUGAUCCAAUGGGGUUUACUUUGGACAAUGAACCACAGUUUUCAGGUUCACGUUCAACUGACCAGUUUAAAGAUGUACCGGAAUGGAAACGUGCUGUUCAAGGGGGUACAAGAACUGGAGCUGUUGGUAAAAAGAUUGUACGAUCUAUUCUUGAACAGCGUCAAGCCUUACCCAUAUUCAGACUAAAAGAUGAGCUAAUGAAGGCAGUGAAUGAUAAUAAAGUAUUGAUUGUUAUUGGAGAAACUGGUAGUGGGAAGACUACCCAAAUAACACAAUAUCUAGCUGAAGCAGGUUAUGUCAACACUGGUCGCAUUGGAUGCACUCAACCACGUCGAGUAGCAGCUAUGUCUGUAGCUAAACGAGUAUCUGAAGAAUUUGGUUGUCGUCUAGGGCAAGAAGUUGGUUAUACAAUACGUUUUGAAGAUUGUACUGCACCAGAAACAAAAAUCAAAUACAUGACAGAUGGUAUGCUGUUACGUGAAUGCCUUAUUGAUCCGGAUUUACGCCAAUAUUCAGUAAUUAUGUUGGAUGAAGCACAUGAACGAACAAUACAUACAGAUGUAUUAUUUGGUUUAUUGAAAAAAGCUAUUCAAAAACGAGAUGAUAUGAAGUUAAUUGUCACUUCAGCUACUCUUGAUUCAGUCAAAUUUUCCCAGUACUUUUUUGAAGCUCCUAUAUUCACUAUACCUGGUCGUACAUAUCCUGUUGAAAUAUUGUAUAGUUUAGAACCAGAAAAUGAUUAUCUAGACGCUGCACUCAAUACAGUUAUGCAAAUUCAUUUAACUGAACCUCCAGGAGAUAUAUUAGUAUUUUUAACUGGUCAAGAAGAAAUCGACUCUGGUUGUGAACUUCUUUAUGAACGUAUGAAAGCUUUAGGCUCUGAAGUACCUGAAUUAAUCAUUUUACCAGUUUAUGCAGCUUUACCAUCUGAAAUGCAGUCGAGAAUUUUUGAUCCUGCACCUCCAGGCUCCCGUAAAGUAGUGAUUGCUACAAAUAUUGCUGAAACAUCUUUAACAAUUGAUGGAAUUUAUUAUGUUAUUGAUCCAGGUUUUGUAAAACAAAAAGUGUACAGUAGUAAAUCUGGUAUGGAUCAACUUAUUGUCACACCAAUUUCACAGGCUCAAGCUAAACAACGUGCUGGACGUGCAGGUCGUACAGGUCCUGGAAAAUGUUAUCGUUUGUAUACUGAAAGAGCCUACAGAGAUGAAAUGUUAGCGACCAAUGUACCAGAGAUUCAAAGAACAAAUCUAGCAAGUACAGUUUUACAGUUGAAAGCCAUGGGUAUAAAUGAUUUAUUGUCAUUUGACUUUAUGGAUCCUCCCCCAUUACAGACACUUGUCGCUGCUAUGGAAACUUUACAUGGUUUAUCUGCUCUGGAUGAUGAAGGAUUGUUGACACGUCUUGGAAGAAGGAUGGCCGAAUUUCCUCUUGAACCAAUGCUUUCUAAAAUGUUAAUUAUGUCAGUGCAUUUACAAUGUUCUGAAGAAGUAUUAACUGUCGUUUCAAUGUUAUCUGUUCAAAAUGUUUUCUAUCGUCCUAAGGAGAAAACUGAAUUGGCUGAUCAACGUAAAGCGAAAUUUCAUCAACCUGAAGGUGAUCACCUUACUUUAUUGGCUGUAUACAAUGCAUGGAAGAAUAAUAAAUUCUCUGCACCAUGGUGUUACGACAAUUUUCUGCAAGCAAGAACUUUAAAACGUGCUCAAGAUGUACGUAAACAAUUGCUUGGUAUUAUGGACAGACAUAAACUUGAUGUAGUUUCAUGCGGUAAAAAGACUGCAUUAGCACAGAAAGCAAUUUUGUCUGGAUUCUUUCGUAAUGCUGCAAAGAAAGAUCCACAAGAAGGUUAUCGUACGCUGGUUGACCAACAAGUUGUUUAUAUUCAUCCAUCAUCUGCAUUAUUUAAUAGACAACCAGAUUGGGUUGUUUAUCAUGAACUAGUUAUGACUACUAAAGAGUAUAUGCGUGAAGUAACCACAAUCGAUCCAAGAUGGUUAGUAGAAUUUGCACCGAAUUUCUUCAAAUUUGGCGAUCCAACUAAAUUAUCACGUACUAAAAAGUCAAUGCGAAUUGAACCAUUGUUCAGUAAAUUUGAAGAGAAAGAUUCAUGGCGUAUUUCACGUGUUCCAAGGAAAUUUCAUGUUAAAGUUACAUUUUAAUAUUUAUUUAACUAACUUAUUGUUGUUCAACUUCUGUUUCAAUAUAGUAUUUUGUUUUUCUCUUAAGCAAAUACUUAUUUAUUUAUUUUGUACAGAUGUCAAGUGUAUUUUUAAGAAUUCACAUAAUUUACUAUUUAAAUCCUUAAUGGGAAUGAUUGUGAAAUGUAACAGCGUCGUUGUCCUGUUUUUUCUCUUUUAAUAGUGCUUCUUUCCUUUUUUUACAGAAGGAUCAGUAUACUAUUUGUAUUUUAUUAUUUUACCUAUGUAAUCGACUUGAAUUUGUAGUAAAAAUAUGUAUAGUUUUUCGUUGGUUUCAUAUUUUGGUGUUUUAGUGAUCAUACUCUGUGCCAAAGUUUUGUCUUAGUUAUAUGGCCAUGAACUUUGUGUAUUCUCACAUAGUUCUUUGUUGUCUUUUGUUUAUCUUGUUGUGAAUAGUGUCGCUAUUCAACACAAAUUUAAGAAGUUGAAUUUUAUUGACAUAAUUACAGGGUUUAGUUUAUUU
This is a messenger RNA of Schistosoma intercalatum, 5643 nucleotides long. The record is from the annotation of a GenBank genome assembly. NCBI's taxonomy places the organism in Eukaryota, Metazoa, Platyhelminthes, Trematoda, Strigeidida, Schistosomatidae.